Messenger RNA from Actinia tenebrosa (Australian red waratah sea anemone), 2092 nucleotides. Its product is annotated as heterogeneous nuclear ribonucleoprotein L. Lineage: Eukaryota; Metazoa; Cnidaria; Anthozoa; Actiniaria; Actiniidae. The record is from RefSeq and is a predicted model, not a curated record. Gene Ontology annotation, molecular function: RNA binding.
UUUAGGGAAGCGAAGARUAAAAGAUGGCGGAAAAGCACGGGUUUGAAGAAAUGAAAGGUUUCCAGGGCAAUGAAUACGAAGAUAACCCUUAUAAAAGAGCAAGAGUGGAUGCAUCAGGCUAUGGUAAUGCUGGAGAGAGGUCACCUGGGUUCCAAGGUGGUCAGGAUCGGCAUUAUGCGGAGCCAUCGCGGGUGGUUCACAUACGAGGCGUCGCUGAUGAAGCAAGAGAACAAGAUAUACUACAAUGUCUCAGCCCUUUUGGAAAGAUAGCUUGUAUUACGAUGAUGCCCAAGAUAAGACAAGCUUUGGUUGAGUUUGAGGAUAUUGAAUGUUCUUCUGAACUAGUUCAACAAGCACAGGCUGGAAAUCCUGUUUUACUUUGUGGACGAGCUGCUUAUGCAAACUUUUCCAAGAGUCAACAAAUUUCAAGAAAUGUUCACGCCAACCAGAACAGCCCACCAAAUAAGAUACUCCUUGUCACUAUAAUCAACCCUCAAUAUCCAGUAACAACGGACAUUCUAUAUACUAUCUUUAGCAAGCAAGGUGCAGUUCAAAGGAUAGUGAUUUUCAGAAAGAGUGGUCUACAGGCUAUGGUUGAAUAUGAUACUGUUGAAACAGCUCAAGCUGCUAAGGAUGCUCUUAAUGGAGCAGACAUUUAUACUGGCUGCAACACUUUAAAGAUUGAAAAUGCAAGGGCUCAACACCUGAACGUGUAUAAGAAUGACUCAGAAACAUAUGACUAUACACAAGAUAAAGGACCAGGUUUGGGUACUAAGCGAAAACAAGGUCUGUUAAGUCCUCCACCAGGGCCGCCAAUGUAUGGAGGUCAUGGUCAUGGUCAUGGUAUGCCGCCAGGACCUGCUGUUCAACAACCUAGCAUGUAUAGACCACCACCGUCUUCUGGUUGUGUGAUUAUGGUAUAUGGACUUGAUAAAGAUAGAAUGAACUGUGAUAGACUCUUUAACCUUUUGUGUUGCUAUGGAAACAUACUGAAGAUAAAGUUCUUGCUGGGUAAACCAGGAACAGCCAUGGUAGAACUGAAUGACCAUGUAGCAUGUGAAACUGCCAUUGAAAACCUAUCAGGUCUUCAUCUUUUUGGAUCUAAAGUAGAUUUUGGUUUCUCCAAGCAGAGCUUUUUGGUUGAACCAACCAACAUUCCUAACCUACCAGAUGGCACACCAUCAUACAAAAACUACGUUCAUUGCAAGAACCAUCGAUUUACUAGUGCUGCAGCAAGUAGCAAGAACCGUAUAUUUUCACCCACUAAAGUGUUGCAUUUCUUCAAUGCUCCUUUGGACUAUGAUAAGGAGAAACUUGAACAGAUGUGUAUUGAAAGUGGAAGCAAAACACCAAGCUUCAUCAAGAUCUUUACUCCACCAGGAAAUGCAAGAAGUGUGUCAGGAUUGAUAGAGUGGGCUACAGUAGAACAAGCAAUGGAGGCUAUGGCAGCCUGUAACCAUUUUGUUGUUAAAAACCCUUCUGCCAAGACUAUUUUUACCGUCAAACUAGCAUUCUCCUCCACCCCUAGUGCUUCAUAAAACAAGACACCAAGUUUAGCAUGGAAUAUGUGUGCCUGGAUAUAUCAGUAGCAUACAAUAGAAUGUGUUCUGUACAUUGACAUUAAAUAAGACUGCCCCAAAAUCCUGUGUUAUGUUGGGGUUUCAUAUUAGCUUAGUUAUCAGCCUAGUUAUUUCUUGACCUUCUUAGGUUUAGUAAAUUGUAUGAUUUUCUUUUUCUUUUAUUCUGCACUACUUUAAAGAUGACCCAAAAAAGAGACUAUAGUACCAAGUCAGUGAGGGAUCAGGGAUAUUAAAGCUUUUUGUUAGUUAUUUCCCUCUAUCCUGUGUUUAACUUGUUGUACACAAGAGACCGUGAUUGACUUGGGACCCUGAUCCCAAGGACAGGUAGAACCUUUGCUUGCAGGAUACCAUAGGUGAUGUCACUAGUUAGGGCAACAGCAAGUAGUCUACCAGAGGAAUGAUUUUCCAGAAUGUAUAAAUGAGCUGUUUUUAGCAUUUUUAGUGUUUUAAUGCCUGGAAAGAUGUACAUGAAUACCUUUUUUGCUACAAAAUAAAAAUGUACUUGUAAAUGA